Molecule: messenger RNA, 2235 nt
Organism: Fukomys damarensis (Damara mole-rat)
Lineage: Eukaryota; Metazoa; Chordata; Mammalia; Rodentia; Bathyergidae
Gene: Pa2g4
Product: proliferation-associated 2G4
Exons: 13
Coding region: 198-1382 (394 amino acids)
Source: RefSeq, a predicted model, not a curated record
GGGUGCCCUGCGCCACAGCCCGCGCGCCCUCAGUUUCUCGCUCGCCACCCGCCUGCCCGCCAGCUCCCUUGCUUGCUCGAGCUUUCGGUCGCCCUCUGCUCGCGGAUCGAGGGGCCUCUGCCCACAGCCUGCGGCUGGGAAGGGAAACGGAGAAGGCGGCUCAGGGGAAACGAAGCUGCACUGGUGGUACUGGAAAGAUGUCGGGCGAAGACGAGCAGCAGGAGCAAACUAUCGCCGAGGACCUGGUCGUGACCAAGUAUAAGAUGGGGGGCGACAUCGCCAACCGAGUACUUCGAUCUUUGGUGGAAGCAUCCAGCUCAGGUGUGUCGGUAUUGAGCCUAUGUGAGAAAGGUGAUGCCAUGAUUAUGGAAGAGACAGGAAAAAUCUUCAAGAAAGAAAAGGAAAUGAAGAAAGGUAUUGCCUUUCCUACCAGCAUUUCGGUAAAUAACUGUGUAUGUCACUUCUCCCCUUUGAAGAGUGACCAGGACUAUAUUCUCAAGGAAGGUGACUUGGUAAAAAUUGACCUUGGGGUCCAUGUGGAUGGCUUCAUUGCUAAUGUGGCUCACACUUUUGUCAUUGGUGUGCCUCAGGGGACCCAAGUAACAGGGAGGAAAGCAGAUGUUAUUAAGGCAGCUCACCUAUGUGCUGAAGCUGCCUUACGCUUAGUCAAACCUGGAAACCAGAAUACACAAGUGACAGAAGCCUGGAACAAAGUUGCCCACUCAUUUAAUUGCACACCAAUAGAAGGUAUGUUGUCACAUCAGUUGAAGCAGCAUGUCAUCGAUGGAGAGAAAACCAUUAUCCAGAACCCCACAGACCAGCAGAAGAAGGACCAUGAAAAAGCUGAAUUUGAGGUACAUGAAGUAUAUGCUGUGGAUGUUCUUGUCAGCUCAGGAGAGGGCAAGGCCAAGGAUGCAGGACAGAGAACCACCAUCUACAAACGAGACCCCUCCAAACAAUAUGGCCUGAAAAUGAAAACUUCUCGUGCCUUUUUCAGUGAAGUGGAAAGGCGUUUUGAUGCCAUGCCAUUUACUUUAAGAGCAUUUGAAGAUGAGAAGAAGGCUCGGAUGGGUGUGGUGGAGUGUGCCAAACAUGAGCUGCUGCAACCAUUUAAUGUUCUCUAUGAGAAGGAAGGUGAAUUUGUUGCCCAGUUUAAAUUUACAGUCCUGCUCAUGCCCAAUGGCCCCAUGCGGAUAACCAGUGGUCCCUUUGAGCCUGACCUCUACAAGUCGGAAAUGGAGGUUCAGGAUGCAGAGCUAAAGGCUCUCCUCCAGAGUUCUGCAAGUCGGAAAACCCAGAAAAAAAAGAAAAAGAAGGCCUCCAAGACUGCAGAGAAUGCUACCAGCGGGGAAACACUAGAAGAGAAUGGAGCUGGGGACUGAGGUGGGUCCCAUAUCCCCAGCUUGCCGCUCCUGCCUCAUCCCCUCCCACUACACCCAGGCUCUGCAGAGUGCAGUUUGACCUCUCCAUCCAGGACCGCCAGCAGAGCAGGGUCUCCCUGCCCCAACCCCAGUCCCCCAACUCACUCCCCUCCACUGACAACAACCAGCUCCAACUGACUGGUCUUGGGAGGCCAGGCUUCCCAGCCACCGAAGACUACUUUAAAUAGAGAAAAAGAAAUUGAAUAAUAAAAUCAGGAGUCAAAUUCAUCGUCUUCAAGCCCCUCUUUCUAGCCUUUUCUACUAUUUUGCUUGGUCAAAGUUUGUGGCCCUACAACAGAAAUUAAAAACCACCAUUAAAAACUCAGCUGAAAUUUUUAUACUACUCUGAUAUCAACAUUUUCUCAUCGGUUGUUUGGGGCUUAUUUUUCCUCGUUUCACAUUCCCUCAAAACUUUACCCUCACAAUUAAGAGGGAGCUGUUCUUCAAAAGGUUUUUAUUCCAUGUGACAGAUUCCAAAUCUGAUCCAGGCUGCCUAGUUAGGCCCCUCCCAUUUUUAGGAGCUGAAGUCUCUCCAUUUAUGAAGAGGUUGUCAUCUGUCAACUGGAUCUUCACUUGUGAACCUUUUUAGUCAUUUUCUUCUGCAGGGUCUUUUUUUCCUCGCCCCAGUUUUCACAAAGCUGUAAGAAGUAAUCCAUCUCAAGUAUGCCCUAUUCUCUGGAGUCAGUGGGGCCGUCUCACUCCAACUUACACAAAUCUAAGCGGAAGUUCAGGUGAUUUUGUUCCCUGUUUGAGAUAUUUUGACUUCACUUCCUUGAAGGAAAAACCAGGAACCUGAGGAAUAUACUGACUUGAA